Macroventuria anomochaeta is the source of this 2190-nucleotide messenger RNA. RefSeq names its product maltose permease MAL61. Gene Ontology annotation, biological process: transmembrane transport; carbohydrate transport. The record is from RefSeq and is a predicted model, not a curated record. Lineage: Eukaryota; Fungi; Ascomycota; Dothideomycetes; Pleosporales; Didymellaceae. Bases 355 to 2040 code for a protein of 561 amino acids. The transcript is spliced from 2 exons. Gene Ontology annotation, cellular component: membrane. Gene Ontology annotation, molecular function: carbohydrate:proton symporter activity.
CCAGACUAGAAGCAGGCUAUCCCCAGAUGGAGAUCUUGUCUGCAGAAAUGCAGCGGGCGUGGCUUCGACGCCCCCAGUCCUCGCCUGUCUCCCCGCGUCAUUCUCCUCACCACACCAUCGGUAUUCCCUCACUUGGCGGAGCAUGGGCAUGGUAUGAGACUCGCGUGCUGAAGUUCGAGCACGUUGUAUAAGACGGCCUCAAGGCCACCCAAAAGCGAGGAUCAUCAGCAAGUUUAGGAUCCGACUCCACAGUCCCAGAUCAAGCCCUGAACAAGAGGUCUUAGUUGACUUUAAGUCGCUCCUCUCCUUUUCUUGGACAACCUUCGAACCGACUUCAACAACGCCAUCGCCACCAUGUCUCGUCGCAACAGCAGCGUUGUCGCCGUUGAUGUCGACCAACAGCGCAAACUCUCGGUCGCAAUGCCUGAUCACAAGCAGGUCAACCACGAUGCCAGCAGGGCCACAGAGAUGGAGCGCAACAUGUCUCUGCGCGAGGGUAUCAAGCUUUACCCCAAGGCCGUUGCUUGGUCCGUCUUGCUCUCCACGGCUAUUAUCAUGGAAGGUUUCGACAAAGUCCUCAUUGGCUCUCUCUUCGCCGCUCCCGCCUUCAAGCAACGAUAUGGUUCUCAGCUUCCCGACGGAUCUUGGGAAAUCACUGCAGCAUGGCAAUCCGGUCUCACCAACGGUGCCUUCGUUGGUGAAUUUUUCGGUCUUCUUCUUAACGGUUACAUUGCGGAUCGAUUCGGUUACAGGAAGACCAUGAUGGGUGCGCUGUUCGCCGUCAACCUCUUCAUCUUCAUUGUCUUCUUCGCUCAGAACAUUGAGAUGCUCCUCGUUGGUCUUAUCUGCUGCGGUGUCCCAUGGGGUGUCUUCCAGACCCUGAGCUGCACGUAUGCCGCUGAGGUUACUCCCGUUCCUCUGCGUCCCAUUCUCACCACCUACGUCAACCUCUGCUGGGUCAUUGGCCAAUUCCUCGCUUCUGGUGUCCUCAAGGGCGUUGCGCUUCGUCCCGACCAGUGGGCUUACCGCAUUCCCUAUGCUCUGCAGUGGCUUUGGCCCACUCCCAUCCUCAUCGGCAUUUACUUCGCUCCCGAAUCUCCCUGGUGGCUCGUUCGUAAGGGCCGGGAUGAGGCCGCCAAGUUCAUGCUGCAACGCCUCACCUCCGCUGACAAGCACCCCGACUUCAACGCCGACGAGACCAUUGCUAUGAUGCGGCAUACCAACGAGCUCGAGAAGGCUGUCUCUGAGGGUACUUCUUACUUGGACUGCUUCCGUGGAACCGAUCUCCGCCGCACUGAAAUCGCUGCCAUGACAUGGUUCACCCAGGCUUUCUGCGGUGCCGCUCUCAUCGGAAACUCGACAUACUUCUUCGUUCAGGCCGGUCUUGACGAGUCAAACUCCUUCUCCAUGUCCCUCGGUCAGUACGCUAUCGGUGCCGUCGGUGUACUCAUCGCCUGGGCUCUCAUUCCUCGCGUCGGACGUCGCACGCUCUACGUCUUCGGUGAUCUGGCUAUGGUUGUCAUCCUUUGCGUCAUCGGAGUGUGCGGUAUUCUCCCCAAGGGCAACACUGGCGCUCAGUGGGCCAUCGGCGCUCUCCUCCUUACAUUCGCCUGCGUCUACAACAUCACCGUCGGACCCGUCUGCUACGCCAUCGUCGCCGAGAUCCCCUCCACUCGUCUCCGCCAGAAGACUGUCGUCUUGGCCCGUAACUUCUACAACAUUGCGUCCUGCGUCGGCAACGUCCUGACUCCCCGCAUGUUGAACCCUGGCGCAUGGAACUGGGGCGCUAAGACUGGUUUCUUCUAUGCCGGCACCUGCUUCCUUUGCUUUGUCUGGGCCUUUUUCCGCCUCCCCGAGCCCAAGGGCCGCACCUACGCCGAACUCGAUAUCCUCUUCGAGAAGAAGGUGCCUGCACGUCACUUUAAGCGCACCGUUGUCGACAGCUUCCACGGCGACGGCGAUUCUGGUUCCGACUAUGGUGUCGAGAAGAAUGGCGCUCACGCAUACCUUGAGGCUGUCAACUCCAAGGAUAUGGCAUAAAUGCCGAGUUGUGGAGUAGGCCAAAGGUGUGAGGAGAAGGAAUAUGGAGAGGAAAUGAUACCAAAGAAUGUGUGAACGACCUGUUACGCUUUACGCAAUAUUGUUGUAUUUUAUAGCGCAUUGUAUAGAUCUCUUAGCAAACAUCAGUUC